AUGUCGGGUCUCCAUCGAUCAAGUUCAUCGAAGAACGUUGGAUACUUGCUUCCCUCGAAGGAACUUCUUGACGAUCUUUGCAGUCGAUUUGUUCUGAAUGUCCCUGAAGAAGAUCAACAGUCAUUCGAGAGGAUUUUGUUUCUGGUGGAGAGUGCUUACUGGUACUAUGAAGAUAAUGCUGUAGAAAACGAUCCAACGCUAAAGUCGCUCUCCUUGAAAGAGUUUACUUCGCUCUUAUUCAACAGCUGUGCUGUGCUGAGACCUUACGUUGCUAACAUUGGUGACAUAUUCAAAGACUUCACUUCUUACAAGUGUCGAGUUCCGGUCACUGGGGCAAUCAUCCUGGAUGAGACAUACGAACGGUGCUUGUUGGUAAAGGGAUGGAAAGGAUCAAGCUGGAGCUUUCCCCGCGGGAAGAAGAGUAAGGAUGAAGAAGACCAUGCCUGUGCUGUACGUGAGGAAAUCGCAUGGCAUAGGCUUGAUCACCUUCAGCCAGCAAGUAAUGAGGUGAUAACUCAUGGAGUUGCUGGUCUCAAGUUGUACAUGGUGGCACCUUUUCUUGCAUCUUUGAAGUCAUGGAUAUCGAAGCAUCCUCCUCGUGUAGCACGGAGACCUGACAAGCCCCUUAAAGCACUCUGGGUGUAUAAUGCAAGGACUAGUGUUGGAGGGAACGGGACAGCAACAGCAACAGCAACAGCAAUAGCAACAGCAACAACAAUAGCAACAGCAACAAGAACAACGGAAAGCAACAAUAAAAAGCCUGAAGUCGAGCGUCCUCAGGAAACAGUACCAGGAAGUAGUCUCAGAAGCUUCAAGUUCAACACGUCAGCAAUCCUCCAGGCGAUGGAAUCUGGUUUUUCAGCUUGA
This is a messenger RNA of Microthlaspi erraticum, 867 nucleotides long. Lineage: Eukaryota; Viridiplantae; Streptophyta; Magnoliopsida; Brassicales; Brassicaceae. The record is from the annotation of a GenBank genome assembly.